Periconia digitata is the source of this 3214-nucleotide messenger RNA. The record is from the annotation of a GenBank genome assembly. Lineage: Eukaryota; Fungi; Ascomycota; Dothideomycetes; Pleosporales; Periconiaceae.
CUUCGUAUUCACUUGCUGCUGCCUUUGACAUCACUCACCACCAGCCAACUUGAUGCCAACAUCCCACGGCAGCCCAGAGAGAAUCCUUCCUCGCCUAUGUGUAGAGCAACACAAGGACGCUCCAUGCUAGCCCACGCCAUUUUCGUCGGAACCUACCGUCUCCUGACUCCUCCAAGUUUCCACUGAAACCAGCAAUACCAAAUAUUGCUAUGCACAUGACCCGGAAAACCAUCGCGCUACGCCUCCGUCGACGGCUCGAAGCCGCUACUGCCCCAUCUUUUCCGCGGUUGGGGCCGAAGUCGUCCCGUCUAUUCGCAUUCGGAAUUAUUGUCUGACCGCCGUCCACCAUGCGAACAAAAAUAGAUCGUGAACGAGUUGGCUCAACAUCACCUCUGCAUGUUGCAAAGUACAGCCCCAGCUCGAGUUCAAUUGCUGCUUGCAGAGCGUGCUAUAUGCCAUUACCCUUCAGAUUCGUACCCAGACCCCAGCAGCGAAGAGCGCAACCAGUCAUACAACCUGGAGGGAACAUACAUGGCAAUAUGAUAUACGUAUCUCAGUUAAACUUGAAUAAUCCACCACUUUCAUCCUUUCAAACAUUGCCUACUAAUGUACUUGAUCGUUUCACUGUCUUUCCGUCACUUCCUGUUCUUCCGCGAUACCAAUUCCAAAGGGAAAGAGCAGGCACUCCCUCCCGUACCUUCCCAAUCUCCAUCUACCGCAGUUGGCCUUCGUGACCUUGCCGUCCACCCACCAAGAUGCGACGCGACGCCCAAUUCCCUCCGGCACACCUUGAUUAUCGAGCAUCGAAAUAGUGUCGCAUGACUUUCUCCCCGUUUCCCCCAAGCAUCAGUUCUGCAUAGGUAAACACUGGGUCAACAUUCAUCGCUCCUCAUCAACUGCGUUUGUGCUGUUCCCCAACGAGCACAGGACCCGCCGUUGGAAAGGCAUGGUGAGCAACGGAUUUGGGGAACCCAGAGGAAUCUCCAGCAAUGUUGCUUCAUGGGCAAGACCACGUCCUCUAUCAGACAUACGCGAGCUCACGGAACCAAGCUUAGCCGAUACCAUACCCCAAAGGCUAUUAUCUGAAGGCAACAUCCCCAGGAGCGUAUCCCGCUCCGAUCUGUCGCGCAAACCUUCAGUCGCAUCUAGACGCCCCAGCAUCGACAAUCGACUUGCCGAGAACAGAGAUCCGGACAAGAAGACGAGCAUUGACAGCAAUGGUGCCAGACCUGCACAACGAGGGCGACCCGGUAAUAGAACGCCAUCACCAGACAUCAGCAUUUCCAGCAUAUAUAGUAUUCCGCCCAACAGCGUGCCUCCCCGUUCAUCUUCUCGCGUCCGAGCCCGUAGUGCUUCUCGUUCUCGUCCACCCCCACCAGUUACAGCCUCACGAGCACCCACCUCGUCUUUGCACAUCGUACCUCUCCCUCCUCCCUCUUUGACUGACCCCAACAAGACGAUACCACAACGUGGCCAGUCACAGUCUCCAUUGCGUCACAUCGCUGCUCGACUCGAUCCCAUCUCCCAUGACACCAAUCGCCGUAUACCGUCUCAGACUUUCAUACGAGAACCACUUUCGGCCGAGCUCCUGGAAUUCCCUGUCCAUCGACAUCCAAGGGUCCAUCUUGAAUUGGAUCUUUCGGCCGGUAUAUUUGUAGGGGGCGGCUCCGUCGAAGGUACUGUGCAGAUCAAAAUCGAUGAGGCCGACCGGAUACGCCACCGAAGAGCGUUGGCGAUUGGACGAAUAUCGAUAGACCUUCUUGGACUCGAAGAAGCGUCCGGAAACAGACGCGCCGUAUUUCUUAAUCUGGCCACGGAGCUCAUUGACGAUGACAAUCCGCCUCCACCCAACAUGGUGGAGCACCGGGAUCAGAUUGGCCAUGACGAUUCAUUCUGGAAUCUGAUGCCUUCUGUGACCAAUAUGCCCUUCAUGAUGAGCCUUCCGCUGAACGUUGGGCCGCCGCCUUUUCAAUCUAAGAACGCAAAAAUCCGUUACUCGGUCUGCGUAUCACUACUUAUACGAGACCAAGGAAAACAGUAUAUUGUGCGGGCUUCGGAGGAUGUUACCAUUCUGUCUGUUUAUGAUCCUGAGAAAGCUCUCAUGUCCUUGCCUAGCCCUCUUACAGCUUCGGAUGAAUGGGUCAAGCCUCGCGAUGUUACCGUCGAGGUUGUUAAAGUUACUGCAGGGCUCCACCGACAGGUUUGGGUUAGCGGAACGAGCAUCUACGUCGACGUUCACAUUGUCAACAACAGUCGCAAAAUGAUUAAAAAGAUUGAGCUGCAGCUGGAAAGGGAUCUACUGUGUUACAAACACGUUUGUGGCUCAUGUUCUUCAUGCGCGAGCCAGCAACUGCUGACAAGUGUUGUUUAUUCAGGCUGCUGCAGCUACCAUGGAAAAAUCGGCCAGUCAAGCGCGAAUCUUCGACAGCAACGAAAGAUCUAUACUCGGAAAAUCUGUAAUAAAACAGGGGACAGCCGGCUGGCACGGUGUGCCUGCUCAUCAAACACAUAUCCGCACCUGUCAUUUAGAAGUACCUCGAGGUCAUGCUACUGUGAAGUGUGGUACGUCAAACCUUUCACUCGCAGAAUCCCAUGGGAUAUUAACCAAUCAGGCAAAUAUUUUGAAGUACGGUACUUCCUCAAUGUCAUCAUUGGUAGCGCCCAUACCAAACUUGUGGCAGUCCAGCUACCAAUCGUGCUCAUCCACAUGAACUCCCUUGAUGUAGUCCCCAAUUCAGUAGCUCAGGUUGCUGCCGCCAUCGAGGAGAAGCGUACAGCUAAUACUUACAAGCGGGGUUAUUCCCCGCCUCGCCUCGAACGUCAACCUUCCCGCUCAGUACAGGGUCGUGCUUUCGCUGCACCUCGCACGCAGUCACUUGAGCGCAUGCGUUCUCAGGCGGAGGAACUGCAUGUCUUAAGCAAAGACGUAGACCAGAGCCCUCGGAAAGACGGCACUCAGCGUUUGAACACGGCUUGGGAUUAUCGUACACCCCCGAGCAACCGCAAAGGCAAAAUUCUCGCAGAUGGCGACGUAGCUGAUCUUCAAAAUCAAUUGCGGAGGGUGAAAUCGAACGACACCGUCCUCUCUAAAUCGGCUACCAUCAACAGAGGCAAUUCGAUGCAAUCCGGGCGCAAAUGUGCCUCUUCCCUUGGUUUUCGAGAGACUGAAGUCAGGGAGGAUAUCGAAUUGGGAGGCCUGGGAAUGACGGGGUAG